Molecule: messenger RNA, 7966 nt
Organism: Coregonus clupeaformis (lake whitefish)
Lineage: Eukaryota; Metazoa; Chordata; Actinopteri; Salmoniformes; Salmonidae
Product: PH and SEC7 domain-containing protein 1-like
Exons: 17
Coding region: 375-5498 (1707 amino acids)
Biological process (GO): regulation of ARF protein signal transduction
Molecular function (GO): phospholipid binding; protein binding; guanyl-nucleotide exchange factor activity
Source: RefSeq, a predicted model, not a curated record
UCUAUUGGACUUAGGCAGGUCUGGAGGAGAACAGUGAGGCGUAAAUCCAGUAUGGAUGAGCUGGCAAAGCGGACAGCCACUGUGAGUCUAGAGGUGGUAAAGAGGAGAAAGGGAGACGAGAGAAAGAGUUCGGAAGGAGGCAGCCCCAGACUGUGCUGCUGCCACUCAGGGGAUGGCGGAUGCUGUUAGCAAGAUGAAGAGGACUAUGAGACUAAAACUAAGCUGAGCAUUGCGAAGAGACCUGCCAAUCAUCCUCCAGCUUACUGACCCUCACCAAAUGGACCCAUUUUGUUUCAUUUCGGGUUAGAAAGGAAGUUUAGGAGACAAACAACAAGAAAGAGACAGAGGCCUGCACUAAGGCCAGUGUGGGGACCAUGUCUCAGUCAGGCAAGAUCCUGCACCUGUAUGUGGAGGUGAGGUCUGUCCCGGAGGAAGGGGAGGAGUUUGGGGGUGGUGUGGAGGGUAUUCACCCACUAGUGCUCCAAGGGCCUGACAUCCUACCUCAGUCCCAGCACACGCCCAGCCACUCCACCUGUACCUGCACCUCCACCCCCAGCCCAGCCUCCAUGUCCCCAGGGGGGGUGCAUAAAAUUGGGGGCAGCAGUCCCAGCCUCACCCCCUCCAAGUCCUCCUCCAGACACUCUGUCAAUUUCCAGCUGGACCUACCGGACAACUCAGGACCACCCAUCCACCACAGGCAGAGUCUGCCUUACGAGGGGAUUGGUCAACUGCUCUCCACUCUCCAGCCUGCACCCAAUGGGCCACAGUAUGGAACUCUGGUGCGUGCCCGCUCCUCAGACAUUGAGCACUACCACGGGAGGGUGCCCCUAUCCCCUGCCUCCUCUGGGAGAUUAACUGCCCCCUCCACUCCAACCAGUGGGUGCAGGUCCUACGAUGGCUCUGGUGUGGGGGAUGGGGGCAAGCGCUCUGUGGUCAGCUUUAGCUACGUAGAGAAAGCCAGCAUUAAGUCUGUGGACAGCCCCCGCAGUGCUUUGUGCCAAAGUAUACCUGAGAACCCCUUCAGUAGAGGCAUGGAGGAGAGGUAUCUGCCUGCCCACCUCAGGAAGAGGCUUAGUGACCCUGUGUGGUCGGACAGCUGGCAGCCCUCCGGUAGCUCCAGCCCCAAACUGUCCCCCAGGGGCUCCCCCUGUCUCCGCAGGGCCACUCUGGACACUGUAGCCAGAGAAGCCACCUACAGGGCCAUGGAGGAAUUUGGCACCCCAGAACUGAGGCGCAGACUGGCAGCCUACAGGCCAGACCAGAGCCCCAGCUUGCCCCGGCACUACCAGCAGCAGCCCCGCUGCAAGUCCUGGGGUGGGUCCCCGGUCCUGCCUCAGGGUGCCAAAACGCUGCCCGUCAAUGCACACCUCAUAGACCCAGACAGGAACCCUGGUUUAAAUGGCCUCCCCAGAAGCCCAGCUUCUGACCAGCUCUUCGUUCAAGCCAGGCAGUCUUACUACAAAUACACCAUGUCCCCCUCGAGUGUUCGCCACCACCAUGGUGUCCAUAACAAGAGGCUGGACCUGGGGGAUGAGAGCCCCAGGUUGUCCUCCAAGUUUGGGGAUGAGAGCCCCAGGUUGUCCUCCAAGUUUGGGGAUGAGAGCCCCAGGUUGUCCUCCAAGUUCCACCUGCCUUUACCUACAGGGAGGCCCACUGCAAUCCAGCAUGACAUACCAUCAAGCAUGAUUACCAGCACCUCAGCCUCUUGCAAUCAGAGGACUAGCAGUCACACCAGCAGCCACACUCCUAGCGAUAGCCCCUGCUUACCCAACAAGGUCAACUCCAAACAGACAGGUCAGUCAAAUGGUAGCAAGCUGGGAGAGGGAUUGAACCAGACCAGUGGCAGGAGAAGUAUCUCCCAGGCCACAAGCCCUGACAUGGCCUGUAAGCUGGCAGAGGAGGCUACCAAGCUUCCCACCAUCCUCAUGGACAGGAGGACUCCCUCCCCCACCCCGUUCCAGGCUGACUCGGCCAGGUCAGAGAGCCCCAGGCCUGGCUACCUCUCUAGGGAGUCUCAACCCUAUGCCACCCUCCAGGGCACGGGUUCUCUAGCGCAGCACCACCCUGAAGCUAACAGUAACACCCACCUCCAGGACCACAGGUGGACAGACAAGGAGUCUCCUAGUGCUGGACGCCACUCCAGAGAGUCCAGACCAGGCCAAGGCUUGGGGCAAGCCUCUCCACUCCUACAGCAGAAGGGCAUCUCCUCCCCAGCCAUGCCAGUUAAGCUGCACCUAGUGGUGGAUUCCCACACCCCUAUUGUAGACCCUCGGCUGCAGAGAGCUGAGCUGCUGGCGAAAGACGGCCCCACCCUGCACCGCCACCAGCCCCCACAGUACAUGGGAGACCGGGGCUCCCCCGGCCUGUAUAGGAGACAGUACGACACCCUCUUUGACAGAGGGGGUCAGAGGGACAGCCCGGAGAGCAGCAGGCGCCUGGUUAUAGGCCUUGACGUGGAGCCACCAGACAGCUGGACCUCCAGGAUGCAGCAGUGGAGGGAGAAUGUGUCCGUUGCGGACAAAGAGGAGUCCAAUAGGGAGGAUCAGACUGCUGAUGGUGAUGGAGUGUGUGUGGUGACCAAGGAAGAGCUGCAACAGAGGAGGGAUGAUGCAGCUGUGUUGGGGUAUCAGAGGGAUAAACAUGGGGUAAACAGGGGGGAGACCCAGGACCAUAGCGAACUGCUGGGGUCUUCCCAAAGCUCCAGUGGAGUGACAGGCAGUCUGGGGGAAAGCAGUCAGCCAGAGAGGGACUGUCUGUCUCCAGAGACAUCCAGCCAGUCCAGCCAGAAGAGCAAUGACACUGAAGACACUGCUUCUGGGAUGCAGUCGGACAGCCGUUCCUCUGUGCUGGGCCCGUCCUUGCACUCCCAGAGGAUUGCCCAUGCCAAAUGGGAGUUUCUGUUCGGACAGCCCACAGAGGACUGCCAUGAUUCUAAAGACUCCUCUACAGCCCCCCCUAGGGGCACCUCCAGUGGGUCUCCCAAGCCCACCCCUCCCUCCUCCCUGCCCCUGAAGCCCACAAGUCACUGGAGGGGGCUGGACGAUGAGGGCCAGAGUUUAUCCUAUCACAACGUCCAACAGGUGGAGGUGGAGCUGGUGACUCCGCCCCCAGUCACUGUGGUUGGCAUCUCACCCAAGACGGGCAUCAUCCGGAAAACCAUCAAGUACUCUGAGACGGACUUAGAUGCGGUGCCCCUGAAAUGCUAUAGGGAAACAGACCUGGAUGAGGUAAUGUUAGCUGAGACCCAGGCAGAGAGAGAGCGAGAACAGGAGGAGGUGGAAGUGGACUCUGCCUUUGGGAGUAACCGCAGUGUGCUGGGCACCUUGUCCUCCAGCGCCAGUACCAUAGUCCGCACUGACGGAGAGGUGGAGGAGCUGGAGGAGGAGGUGGUGAGCUGGGCCAGUGUGAGGAUGCAGGGGGAUAAGAAGAGACAGCAUGCCACCCAGGAGGAUAAUCAGAUACACAGUCUGCUGCUGAAGGGUCGUCCCCUGGACAACAUAUCGGAUUCUCAGUCAGCCCUCAAGUCUCCCAUCUCAGUGACCAGCCCUCGCAGGACCUCUGCGGAUGGCCUGGACUCCUUCAGCCGCCACUUUGAGAGCAUCGUGGAGUCUCACCGGGCCAAGGGCACCUCCUAUAGCAGCCUGGACAGCGUUGACCUCUUGACCUCCAGCGGCCCGCCCGUUUUCACCUUUGACCUUCCCACCCUCACCCCUGAGAUCCAGAGCCGGAUUUGUGAGAGUGCGCGUCACAUCAUCGAGCUGAGUUUUGCCCCCCUGGCCCAUCCAGAGCCUCCCAGUGUGUCUGUCGCCGUCCGCUCUGAGAACACCCUGGCCCCCACAGGAGACGGGCUCAGCAGCUCAUCUGAGAAGGAUUCUACUUCAGGAGGGAAGUCCCGGUUGGAGAAAGACUCAUUGCAAACUAAGUCUAGCUUAGACUUGCCUCUCAUUAGGGAGAAGCCAGGCCACCGGGCUCCAGACCCGUUCCCACAGCAAGACUUGGGCGAGCACUUGGCCCUGGGCAGCACCGAGGCACUGGCCAACGGCAGCAAGGCUGACCUGCAGGCCGCCAAGCGCCUGGCCAAACGCCUCUUCAACCUGGAUGGCUUCAGGAAGUCUGACGUGGCCAGGCACCUCAGCAAGAAUAAUGAGUUUAGUAGGAUGGUGGCAGAGGAAUAUCUCAGUUACUUCAACUUCUCAGGCCUUACUAUUGACCAGGCACUACGAGCCUUCCUGAGGGAGUUUGCCCUCAUUGGAGAGACACAAGAGAGAGAGCGGGUGCUGGCCCACUUCUCUAGGAGAUAUCUACAAUGCAACCCCAAUGCAAUACCUUCUGAAGACGGUGUCCACACUCUGACCUGUGCCCUGAUGCUGCUCAACACAGACCUGCAUGGCCACAAUAUUGGCAAGAAGAUGUCCAUCCUGCAGUUCAUCGGCAACCUGGAAGGGCUAAACGAUGGAAAGGAUUUUCCUAGAGAACUGCUCAAGGCCUUGUACAACUCCAUCAGAAAUGAGAAGCUCCAGUGGACCAUCGACGAGGAGGAGUUGCGCAAGUCCUUUUCAGAGUUGGCCGAUUUGCGCACUGACUCCGCCUCCCACACCAUGAAGCGAAUCGGCAGUGGUCUAGGCGUGGCCCAGAAUCCUGAUGCCCUGAUCUAUAAGAAUGGCUUCCUGGUGCGGAAGGUCCACGCAGACUCUGACGGCAAGAAAACCCCUCGAGGUAAGAGAGGAUGGAAGACGUUUUAUGUCAUGCUGAAGGGAUUGGUCCUUUACCUGCAGAAGGGAGAGUACCGUCCAGAUAAGCAGCUGUCUGAAGAGGAUCUGAAGAACGCUGUGUCCAUCCACCACUCUCUGGCCAUGAGGGCAGCAGACUACAGCAAGAGGCCCAACGUGUUUUACCUGCGCACUGCAGACUGGAGAGUGUUCCUCUUCCAAGCACCUAAUGCAGAGCAGAUGCAGUCGUGGAUCACCCGUAUCAACGUAGUGUCAGCUAUGUUCUCAGCGCCACCCUUCCCUGCUGCCAUCGGCUCCCAGAAGAAAUUCAGCCGCCCGCUGCUGCCAGGCUCCAACACCAAACUGUCUCAGGAGGAACAAGUGAAAUCCCAUGAGACACGUUUCCGGGCCAUCUCCUCUGAGCUGAACGAGCUAACUGCUGUAAUUCCAGACAAAAAGGCCAAAGUUCGUGAUCUGGAGGAGCACAAGCAACGUGAGGAGUACCUGGAAUUUGAGAAAACUCGCUAUGGGACUUACGCCAUGCUACUAAGGUCUAAGAUCCGGAGUGGGGAAGAGGACCUGUCUUUGUUCGAGUCGCGCCUCUUUGACGAUGGGGGUCUCCAGAGGGCCCACUCCAGCCCCACUCUGCGGGAGGAGCACAGCAGCAGUAGCCAGGCCAGCAGUGCCAGGGGGGGGGCCAGCAGCAGUAGUUCCAGCACCAGGGGGAGCAGCAAGAACAAGCGCUCCGAGCCCCAGAGACACAGCUACAGACAGGCUGUCAAACAGUGAGAGGGACCCUGGAGGCUGUUGGGGUGGACAGGGUGGUUUAAACGAUUGUACUAUCCGUGUUGAUCGAUACACAGGGACCACUGGUGUGCCCGGUCUCCAUGACUGGAAAAUGGUGGGGAGGAGAAUGAUAAUGGCGGGGAUAGACCUGUUGCAUGCUUCUAUCCCGAGAAACCACAGACUCUGGAUGCUCCAGGGCUAAUGAUACAGUACAGUGGACACCCAUUUUACUAUACAAAUGACUAACUUCUGUGUGGUCUUACAUCACUGGUCAUAUCCACAUUUAUUUUAUUUGAAAAUGCUUUUGGACCAAAUUCUUGUUGACAGAUAAGAGACAGAGAUCUGAAUAUUACGUUAAAUCAGCCAUUAGAUCUGGUUUUGUUAAGAGGUGUAGGUUGUUUUCCCUCCACGAGAGUUCAGUAUCUAUCCAUUACAUCUAUGUCAUUACUGCACAGCCCACCUCUUGCCGACCAUCUAAGAGGGACAGAGACAGAACUGCAUCAGCUCAUCUAACUGUUCUCAUGGAGACUAAAGGGAGCCCGUGCCCAUGUCAGGACCCCUACCAACCCACGAUGCAUUUGGAGGAAACUGGAAGAAACACUGUAUUCUUCAUGAGACAUGAUCAAAUGGAAAGAAUAUAAAGGUUACUGGACAUAAUUUAUGAUGCUGCAUGCACAUACUAAUUUAGUUUUCAAAGUCUUUGCUAUGAUUUUGUUAUUCUAAGGACUUUUCUUGUGACAAACUGCACUGAUCCAGAACCAGGCCCUGUUUGAGUAACUGUGAAGCUCUGCUGGAUCUCAUUAUUUCUAAAGACCUUUUACACAAAUCCGCUAUGGCACCGAGUGAUUUGUCAUACUAAUGGGUUGAUGAAGUAGAUUGAUCACACAGGCUGGCUAUCUGUCAGUUUAAUUAACUUUGAAGAGUAGGAGAACUGCAUGCAUAUCAGGAGAAGGAUGACUCACUCUUCGAGGACAUGCUUCACUAUGAUAUCAAAAGACAAUUGUUUUUUUUUAUUCUUAUGUUAUUCACAUGGUGUUUUGCAUUUGUACAACUGAAAAUGAAACAUGACAGAAAGCUUAGUUUACAGUACAUCUCAGCUGUAUGUCAAACACUCGUUUGAAAGUGAUGACAAAUUAAUUCGAAUGUUGAUUUAAAUUCAGUAUCAUGAAUUGUAAUGAAAGAAAAUGAAGAGGCACUGCCUACCACACCCAAUAUAUUGUAUAAAAUAAUGUAAUGUGUGUAAAAAAUAUAUAGAAUGUGUGUGGCAUAGCCAUUUUCUUCUCAGGCUGGCAGUGUUGUCUGUAAACCAGUGCAGUAAUGCCACAAUAUGGCCACGAAAGGGUGCUGUUCCAAUGGGAAACGAUGGUCUCAGGUGGUAAGAGUGACUUGACUGUAUGAUACAGUAUUUAUCUUGGUGUCAUCAUGGACCCAGAGGCUGCAUUUACACUGGCAGCCCAAUUAUGAUAUUGUUUUCCACUAAUUGGUCUUUUGACCAAUCACGUCAGAUCUUUUCACAUCAGAUAUUUUUCAGAGCUGAUCUGAUUGGUCAAAAGACCAAUUAUAAACAAUUUAAAAACUCAGAAGUGGGCUGCCUGUGUAAACGCAGCCAGAGUGAAAUCUUACUGCUUUACUUUCCCGUGUUAAAAUGUGACCAAGGUGAAAUAGAUGAUCCAAUAGUAUGAGAUUGAUGGUGUUAUGAUUAUGUUGUUGAAUUAGGCAGUUAGAAUGUAACCUCACAACAUGGCAGAAGUAUGUGUUAGUGUAAUGAAGAUGGUUCUGUGAUGAGUACCCUUGCCUGAAACCUAAAGACAUAUGUUUGCAUCUUGAACUGUUACCUUGGCUUUAGCUCAGUGGGCGAACACAGUCUUGUGUUGCGCAGAGGAGAGGGUUCAAACCCAGUUGUUCAAAUUAGCAACAUUGGCUGUCAGUGUAAUUCUAUGGGGACCAUGACAGGGUGAGGCAUGAUAUGUUCAGUCAUGCAGAAUGCCACAAUCACUUUUGGGUGAGUCUCGCUCCCACAGUGUGAAUAUGUGAGGUGGUAUGGUGAGGGACCAUAGAUCAACAGUAGACCUAAAGGCUAGAGUAGCGUCAAGGCACUUUUGAGUAGGUCUUUAAUGUCAUUGAACACAUGGUUUAUAACUUAUCACACCAUUUUGCACUUUGGGUUAGGGCCUAGUGUUGAGAAGUAAAAUAUCUUACUUUUUAUUUGCUUACCAGUUAACUUGGUCUUGUUGAGUAUUUGUCACUGUCAAAAAUGUAUACUGCUAUUUCUGUACAGGUUUUUACUGGACUCACUCCCCAAAGACACACUGCAACUGAAUGCUAAAACAUGCAACUUAUUUCUAUACAUUUUCCUUGAUUAGCUCUACAUAUUGUCAAUAACACUAAGAUUUUGCUCUCAGUCAAAUAUACUAAAUGGUUUGUAUCUUUUGGAGGCAUAGAGGACAAAAAUAAACACAUUUUGAAAAGAC